Molecule: messenger RNA, 774 nt
Organism: Colletotrichum truncatum
Lineage: Eukaryota; Fungi; Ascomycota; Sordariomycetes; Glomerellales; Glomerellaceae
Product: DUF858 domain-containing protein
Biological process (GO): N-terminal protein amino acid methylation
Cellular component (GO): cytoplasm
Molecular function (GO): N-terminal protein N-methyltransferase activity
Source: RefSeq, a predicted model, not a curated record
AUGCUCGGCGACGAAGGAACAGCAGCCGCAGCCGCAGCCACAGCCGCAAAGGCGACCGCAUCCUCAGCAACACCAGCACCAGCACCAGCAGCAGAGCAACAGAUGGCAGCCACCACACCGCCGCCUGACGCCAAGAUCAGCGCAGCUGAUGGCCGCUCCUACUGGCAGGGCAUCGACGCCGACGUGAAUGGUAUGUUAGGCGGCUUCUCCUACAUCAGCAAGGUCGACCUGCAGGGCUCGCGCAACUUCCUGGCCAAACUGGGCAUCGGUUCGAAGAGCGGUCUGCGGACGGUGAGCCGCGCUCUGGAAGGCGGGGCCGGCAUCGGCCGUAUCACUGAAGGGCUCCUCCUCGAUGUAGCUGAACAAGUUGACAUUGUCGAGCCCAUCUCCAAGUUCACCGCCGCUCUCCAGGAAAAGAAGGGCGUCGGCUCCGUCUUUAAUAUCGGCCUCGAGGAGUGGAAGCCUCUCGAUGGUACCGCAUAUGACCUUGUCUGGAACCAAUGGUGUGUCGGCCAUCUCACCGACGAUCAGCUUGUUGCCUAUCUACGUCGUUGCAAAGAGGUCAUUACUCCUACCGACGGCCUUAUUGUGGUCAAAGAGAACCUAAGCACCAGCGGCGUGGAUCUCUUUGACGACGUUGACAGUAGCGUAACGAGGGUGGAUGAGAAAUUCCGACUCCUCUUCGAGCAAGCGGGUCUUCGCCUAAUUCAGACGGAGCUGCAGCGCGGCUUUCCCAAGGAACUGUUCCCGGUACGCAUAUAUGCCCUCAAGUAG